Botrytis cinerea B05.10 is the source of this 2175-nucleotide messenger RNA. RefSeq lists its product as hypothetical. Bases 598 to 711 code for a protein of 37 amino acids. The record is from RefSeq and is a predicted model, not a curated record. Lineage: Eukaryota; Fungi; Ascomycota; Leotiomycetes; Helotiales; Sclerotiniaceae. Gene Ontology annotation, molecular function: zinc ion binding; DNA-binding transcription activator activity, RNA polymerase II-specific. Gene Ontology annotation, biological process: regulation of transcription by RNA polymerase II. The transcript is spliced from 2 exons.
GGCAUUUCCAACCUUAGACCGACCCCACUUGGUUCUGUGCGAUGCGAUGCUGCUACUAUGCAGUGCUGUCCACUCACAGAUGCUGAUUCCCACAUUAUAUAAGUCGAUGUUCGCCAAAAUGAACAUGAAUGUCGAGUGGGCGAGCAUAUCCCAUUCGAGCAUAUCCCAUUCGAGCUUCAUAUAUGAUUUAUUUGUUCGAUGUUUUCAGUGGGCAGGAAGCAGGCAGCCAACUAACUAUUAAGGUUAACAUCCCAAGUAAUAACCCUAAAUAGAUCACUGCUCGAUAAAAGAGCGUUGAAGCACUGUGGAAUUGCUGUUCGGACUUACCACCUCUGCCGAAAUCCCCGAUUGGAUUUGAGCUACUCAUUUUUCAUCAACAGCUACCUUCUGGAGAGAGAUAUAUAUAUGUGACUACCAGGUACUGGACCCAUUUUGUGAUACAUACAUAAGAGCUUAUUGGGGGUUCAGAAGGAAACAGAGCAGAGUGAUACAUACUCGGGGAUCUACAUCGCGCCCGCACCGAGAUUCCCCAUCAACGUCAAGCAUAAGUCCAGACUCAAGAGUGGACUGAUUACAACUCUACAAUUAACCAUAGCGAUGGAUAGUGAUGUCACGAGGCCCGAUAAAAUGUUCAGUUCUUCUCGUCGCUCCCACCGGAAAACAAGGACAGGGUGCAAUAACUGUAAGAGGAGAAAGAUUAAGGUUAGUUAGAGCUACUGCUUGCCUGGUUCGUUCUACAUCCCUCUACCCAAGCCGGUAACAGUAUACACACAGUGUGGCGAAGGAAAGCCUAGCUGCUUGAAUUGUAUCAAGCAUUCAGUACCAUGUGAUUAUUCAAGAGCGGACGCAGCAGCAGCAGCGAAGAAUACGCCACUCUCAUCUCCUGGAUCGUCAACUUCAGUUUCAGCUCCAAAUAAUGUGCUGGGUCGAACUGCCGAGGGCCAAGACCCAUAUCUGAAUCUUAUGGAUUUGGAGGUCUUCAACAACUUUUGCGUAUCAACAAGCAUCUCACUUAACUCCAAUCCUGUAGUGAGAAAUAUAUAUCAAACCACGAUUGUCCAGAUUGCAUUCCAGCACGAGUUCGUCAUGCGUGCGCUACUCGCUCUAUCAGCCCUCCACAUGGCUCGCAACAGGCCUGAUCAGAGUCAACGACUUCAUGAGUAUUCAAAGCAGCAACAUGAGGCAGCGCUCCGUCAAGGCACUGCGUUUCUUCCACAUACCACCACUGAGACUUGUACAGCGGUUCAUGUCUUCUCGAUACUCACCGGUAUGCACACAUUAGGUCAACCUCGCAGCGUUGAUGAAUUUGUCAUCGUCGGCGAACGUGGGAUUACGUCAUGGCUUGUGCUAUUUCGAGGUGUAACCGCAAUUAUCGAGCAGUUCAAAGACACACUUCUAACAGGGCCUUUGGCCGACUUGUUCAAAGUUAGAGAAGAGAGAGUCUUGCUGCGCCAAACGUACGCAGAUGAUGAAGUUGAACAUCUAAGUCACCUAAGAAUUGCAAUUGAAACCACAGUACCCGAUAUACAUGAAGUACAAAUUUAUACCGAGGCUAUUCGCGGCUUGGAACUUUCGUAUGAGUUCAUGUACAGGUGUCCAGCUGAACAAUACGAGACGGGUGACAUAUUUAUCUGGCUAUUCCGUGUAUCUGAUGAGUACUUGAGUCGUCUAAACGAGGGUACCCAAGAAGCAUUAGCAAUCCUCGCAUAUUCAUCUGUGUGCUUCAAGAAGUUGGAGAAUCUCUGGUGGAUAGAAGGGUGGAGCAAUCAUUUGAUGGCCAAUAUCUAUCAGUUUUUGGAUGAAGAACAUAGACAAUGGGUCCAGGCACCUAUCGAUGAGAUUGGCUGGGUCCCAUAUCAAUGAUCAGAAACUCGUAGGGUUUGCAUUUCUAGAAAUCUGCUUGCAUUGGGGUUUGAAUCGCGAGUAUGAAGGAAUGAAUGUCUGGUCUUAAUAUGAAGAUAAAUCAAAGUUGAAAGAUGCGCUUUAUAGAUGUUCCUCUGUACUAAUUGUUUUCAGAAAGAUGUAUUGUAUUUUAAAUAUAGCAAAAUUGUUCUCUUCUCUCCACUUUCAAAAUUCUAACGUCAGACUACAUUGGGCGAGCUCGUGUGAGGCACACAGGCUCCUCUACGAGGCUACGUAUCAUUGUUGAUUAUUCAAAAAAAAAUGAUUCAAACA